Messenger RNA from Lactuca saligna, 378 nucleotides. Lineage: Eukaryota; Viridiplantae; Streptophyta; Magnoliopsida; Asterales; Asteraceae. The record is from the annotation of a GenBank genome assembly.
AUGGCUGCUUCAAUCGACAACAACAACGGCAGAGGAACAGACCCAUCGGUGGUCCUUGUUUCCAACAGCAACACCUGCGUCGGCAACAACUGCAAUGAUCUUCAGUGGUUCCCUCUCGGCCAUUCACGACAUCCGACAACGAAGUUGGACACGAGAUGGUCGUCCGUAGCUCAUGGCGGUGACGAAGGGAGAGCAAUCAACGAGCGAACAACAGCAAUACACAUGCACUCGUUUCCUGGAUUCCAUCGUUAUUCGUUACUGCCGGUGACAGGGGCGUUUGAUGAUGCUAUGUGGUCGGGGUGGCAACGGCGCUGGAGAUGGGUGAGGCGAGUGUGGCGGCUGGAGGAUGAGGAGCAUUUAGGGUUAGGGUUAGUGUAA